AUAUAUCUAUAUAUAUAUGCGCUCUAUGGUCCUGUUCUAUCUAAAGAGGCCCUCUCUCUUUGCCUCCCAAUUGAGCUCAAAAUAUUUGUUUUCGCUCUUUCCCUCUGUGUUGUGGUGAGCAAGAACUUGUUAGGGAGAGAUGAUUUGCGCGGUGGCGCGGGAGGGAAGAGAGAAGCAGCGGUUCGGCAGCGGCGGCGGCCGCAUCGUCGUCGGAUGUAUCCCCUACAAGUUUAAGGUCAACAAGCCCUUUGACAUUGGCAACAUGAUUGCUGAAGAAGCAAUAGAGGUGCUUGUCAUAAGCUCACAAAAGGGGCAUGGAAUGAUGUUCCCAAAGGGUGGGUGGGAAAUCGAUGAGAAGAUAAAACAAGCAGCCUCUAGAGAAGCAUUUGAGGAAGCAGGUGUGAGAGGGAUUGUUGAGGGUUGCCUCGGCAAUUGGAAGUACAUAAGCAGGAGAUAUAAGCAGAUCUAUGAGGGGAUUAUGUUCCCUCUGAAUGUUACUGAGGAAUUAGCUCAGUGGCCCGAGAUGAACACGCGCAAGCGACAAUGGGUCACAGUGGCAGAAGCAAAGCAAGGUUGUGAACACUUGUGGAUGAAAGAAGCAUUAGAUAGAUUGGUUUCAAGCCUCUCAACUUCUACAAAUCAAUUAGAAACUGCAACUAUGGGCUCAAAAAUCUAACCAUAGCACCAAGUUUGUAGUAGAUCAUUCUUUUUUCCUUUUUAAGUUUCUUGGAGGAGAAAUAGGAUAUUCUUUUAUAUGAUCUUCAAUAGAUUAACAAAAUAGCCAUUCUUUUUGUACAUGAACCCGGUGGUGAUAAUUGCUGAGGUUUUUGAAUGGCUCAGUGAUCAUCCAUCACCUAAUAAAUUAAGAAAUAAACACAAGAAGCAUUUUUUUUUUAAUCAUUUUGAAAUGUCCUUUGAUUCUGAAGCAAUAAGAGAGCUCUUUUUCUUUUUUUU
Messenger RNA from Ananas comosus (pineapple), 954 nucleotides. Its product is annotated as nudix hydrolase 17, mitochondrial-like. Gene Ontology annotation, molecular function: pyrophosphatase activity. The transcript is spliced from 5 exons. The record is from RefSeq and is a predicted model, not a curated record. The coding region runs from base 140 to 676 and encodes 178 amino acids. Lineage: Eukaryota; Viridiplantae; Streptophyta; Magnoliopsida; Poales; Bromeliaceae. Gene Ontology annotation, cellular component: nucleus; cytoplasm.